GCUUCUCACACGGCUCUUUGAACAUUACUUCCGGUUUGGAAUCUGGAGUGGGGGAGCAUCGCGUUCGAGGUGCAAGAGGUUUUUGAUCUUGCUUGUAUCCUCGACAUUCCCCAACCAUGGAUUUCCAGCACAGAGCCGGAGGAAAGACCGGCAGCGGAGGCGUGGCUUCUUCAUCUGAAAGUAACAGAGACAGGAGGGAGAGACUCAGACAGCUUGCAUUAGAAACAAUUGACAUUAAUAAGGAUCCAUACUUUAUGAAAAACCACCUUGGUUCUUAUGAAUGCAAGCUUUGUCUCACUUUGCAUAACAAUGAGGGGAGUUAUCUGGCUCAUACACAAGGAAAAAAGCAUCAGACAAAUUUAGCUCGCCGAGCCGCCAAAGAAGCAAAAGAAGCACCAGCACAACCUGCCCCUGAGAAAGUAAAGGUAGAAGUGAAAAAGUUUGUAAAAAUUGGUCGACCUGGAUACAAAGUGACAAAGCAGAGAGAUCCAGAAAUGGCCCAGCAGUCUUUGUUGUUUCAGAUAGACUAUCCUGAGAUAGCCGAAAGUAUCAUGCCCAGACACCGCUUUAUGUCUGCAUACGAGCAGAGGAUUGAGCCCCCAGACAGGCGAUGGCAGUACCUGCUGAUGGCUGCAGAACCUUAUGAAACCAUCGCUUUUAAGGUCCCAAGUCGAGAAAUAGACAAGGUGGAGGGGAAGUUUUGGACACACUGGAAUAGAGAGACAAAACAGUUUUUCCUUCAGUUUCACUUUAAGAUGGAGAAGCCUCCAACAGCACCUACUAUGCCUCUAGCUCCACCUGGUAUUAAAAGACCUGCUCCUCCAGCCAUGAAUGGGAUACAAACUCGUCCUCCAAUGCCUGAAAAUAUGCCUCCUCCUCCUCCAGGAGGACUGCCUAGGCCCCCAAUGCCUCCUGGGACACCUGCACCCCCUGUACCUCCACCACAGCUUCCACCUGCCCCAGUUGUUCCUCCUCCUGGAGUACCACCUCCGGUGCCACCACCUUCUCUUCCUCCUCCUGGGGUUCCACCACCUGGUGUACCACCAAUGCCUCAUAAUCCUGCAGUGCCCCCACCUGGUGUUCCACCUCCAGGCAUUCCUCCUCCUGGCCUUCAUCCUCCUGGGGUGCCUCCACCCCCUGCACCUGGUGUGCCACCCCCUCCAACACCAGGAGUUCCACCUCCUCCUGCUCCAGGGGUGCCUCCUCCACCAGCCCCAGGUGUACCACCUCCAGCACCUGGUGUUCUCCCUCCUGGCCCUAUGCCUCCAAUGAUGAGGCCUCCUUUACCUAGUGAUGGACCAACAAAUAUUCCACCACCACCUCCCAACAACUGACGUAUUUCUUUUUCAAAGAUAAGACUAUUUUGUAUUGUAUUAUGUUUUAAAUCAUUAAAAAAAUCCAACCUUUGAAA
This is a messenger RNA of Xenopus laevis (African clawed frog), 1411 nucleotides long. RefSeq names its product splicing factor 3a subunit 2 L homeolog (gene sf3a2.L). Gene Ontology annotation, biological process: spliceosomal complex assembly. Gene Ontology annotation, cellular component: nucleus; U2-type prespliceosome; U2 snRNP. Gene Ontology annotation, molecular function: nucleic acid binding; zinc ion binding. The record is from RefSeq and is marked predicted. Lineage: Eukaryota; Metazoa; Chordata; Amphibia; Anura; Pipidae.